UUUCAAAAUGACAUAGUGUUAAAUAUUUUUGAAAAAUCUUAAGUUAAACAAAAAAAGGACUCAUAAUUUUUUGUCCCUUGAAUUACCAGAUUCACAGCUGGGAACACUGUAAAACUCUUCUUUUCGGUGAUAUUCCCGUCGGAGAAGAUGAUCGUUUGCGUCGCCGUCGUCGGUCACCAGAACAAUCCGCUUUAUAUACAGAGCUUCACUGAAGCGGAUGAUGCCCUAAAGCUUCAUCACAUUGUUCAUUGCUCCCUUGAUGUUGUCGAUGAAAGAGAAUUGGUUUUAGGCCACCAAUCUUCUUGGGCCGCCCCUGAGUACCAGAGUCCACUUAACAUAGCCUUUUGGGAAUAUAUAAGAUCAUUGACAUUAAGCCUGUCUUCCUCCGUGUGCUAUUAUAUAUCUUUCAGGUAUGGUUAUUUGACUAAUACAAAGGUGAAACUCAUAUUGGUCACAACAGAUCUUGAUGUUCGAGAUGCAGAUGUGAGAAAUUUUUUCAGGAAAUUUCAUGCCGCAUAUGUUGAUGCUGUGUCAAAUCCAUUUCAUGUUCCUGGCAAGAAGAUAACAUCCAGAACUUUUGCUGAAAGGGUUAGCACUAUCGUCAAGUCUUUUGGUUUGAGUUCAGCAGGUUGAAUGACUGCUCUCAGAGUCAUUUUGCAAGGCACUCCAGUGUACCUCUUCCCCAAGCCGAUGGAGAAAGUAAGGGUGAAGAGCAUGUUUGUGCAAACUCAUCUACUUCAUUGCAUAUAGACUUCGAAGUUUAUUUGAACAUCUUGAGGUACUGAAGGAUAUUUGUCAAAUUCGCUCCCUCGUGACAAUAACCAAAAUAGAUAUCAUGUGAAGUAGGUAGUUACUGAUUUUGUUGGGUCAUAUGUACUUGCUAGACAUAUGUGUUUGCUUUAAGUAAAAGAUAUUUUUCGUUUGGAAUUCUUUCAAGAAAUAAAAUGCAAAACAUGUUGCCCAUAA
Molecule: messenger RNA, 966 nt
Organism: Nicotiana tabacum (common tobacco)
Lineage: Eukaryota; Viridiplantae; Streptophyta; Magnoliopsida; Solanales; Solanaceae
Source: RefSeq, a predicted model, not a curated record